AUGGUAUGUGAGAUUGUUUCUAUAACUGUUGAGGAUAACAUCAAGAUGCAUAAGGUUAAGGACCAAUAUGGUAGAACAUGGGAUGUUAAGUAUGAUUAUUUGGAUGAAAAGCAGGAAGUUAAGAAAAAGUUGUUCUCCAACUCUUGUCGAUUAGUCCAAAAGUCUGAGGGAAGUAUGGAUCAUUUGUCUUUGUUAUGUGUUGGUCUUGAAGAUUUGGAAGAGCAUAUAUUUGAAAAUUGUGUAAUACCUUCAGUCAUUGAAAAGAAAAAGAUGGUUGAGGAAUUUUAUGGAAUGACAGUACCUGAUGUAAUUGAUGUACAUCCUCCAGACGUUGUUAGAACCAAAGGAUCAGCUAGUGACAGGGUAUCAAAGAGGGAGAGUGCCAUAAAGAAAGCAAAUAAGCCUCUACGACGGUGUGGUAAAUGUCAUGAGAUGGGUCGUCAUGAUUCAAGAAAUUGUGUUAGAUUCAAUGAGAAGGCAGAUUGA
This is a messenger RNA of Salvia splendens (bonfire salvia), 486 nucleotides long. RefSeq lists its product as uncharacterized. The coding region runs from base 1 to 486 and encodes 161 amino acids. The transcript is spliced from 2 exons. NCBI's taxonomy places the organism in Eukaryota, Viridiplantae, Streptophyta, Magnoliopsida, Lamiales, Lamiaceae. The record is from RefSeq and is a predicted model, not a curated record.